Candida dubliniensis CD36 is the source of this 2112-nucleotide messenger RNA. RefSeq lists its product as uncharacterized. Gene Ontology annotation, molecular function: hydrolase activity. NCBI's taxonomy places the organism in Eukaryota, Fungi, Ascomycota, Pichiomycetes, Serinales, Debaryomycetaceae. The transcript has a single exon. The record is from RefSeq and is a predicted model, not a curated record. Bases 1 to 2112 code for a protein of 703 amino acids.
AUGCUCUUAUCUAGAUUAUUAACAUUGACUGUUGCUAUUGUUGGUUCAACAGCUGAAUUCCAUUUACGUAACCAAGUUAUUGUGAAUCAUGGAUAUUCUGAUAUUUCCGAUGAAAUUUUCGAUAAUUUGUCUCGUGAAGAUGGUGAUUUCAUCAAUUUCAACAUUAACAAAGUUCAAAUUGCCAAUGGGACUGCUUGUGAUAAAUGUAAAAGCAGAAUUAUCAAUGCCAAAAAUUUAGUCGAACAAAACCCUGACAAAGAACAUUUGGUCGGUUUAUUAUUGUUCAAAAAUUGUUUAAACACCCAAUGGAGAGAAGCUUGUCAAUGGACAGAUUUUUUCGUUACUACUUCCUCUAGAAAUGAACAAAGAUUUAAUGACGAUGGUCCUGAUGCUGGUAUUUCCUCUAUUAGUAAUGUCAAUUUCUACGAUAAUGAUUUCCUUCAAAUAAUCAAAAAAUUCAACACUUCCAGUGAAUAUGAUUUAGAAACAUAUUGCUAUUUCAAGGGGAACAAAGCUUGUAAAUUACCAGCGACUCCAAAUGUCACUGAAUUGUUUGACCUUGAAAGUUGGUGGCCCAAAAAGGACAGCAAAUAUGACCUGCCUCCAGUUUACACCAAUAAUUCAGAAACAUUUAAUGUUUUACAUGCCAGUGAUUUCCAUAUCCAAUUAGAUUACAAGUUGGGUGCAGAAGGUAACUGUACCCUGGUUCCAUGUGGAACUUCUAGUUCAUACUCCAAAGAUGCACCAGGCAAAACAUACAAUUUCACAGACUAUUACAAGUCGUUCAAUAAUGAUGUAUCUGGCAGCGAUAUAUCCUUUUACCCUGAUUCCCAUUAUGAUGAAGAUGCUAAAUUCUCCAAAGGAGACUACUACGAUUUCCCUCAAUACUUUGGUUGGUCUUUCAAUAAAGCACCUGCUACUUCAUUUGGAGCAUAUUUAUCGGACGCACCAUACUUGCUUGUCAACAAUUCUAUUGUCGAAAUGAAAAAGCUUCAUCAAGAAAAGAACUUUGAGUCUAUUAUUUUCACUGGAGACAGUUUUUCUCACAAUGGUGAGCUUGCCAAUCCUGACGAAUUAAAGUUUUCAGAAGCAGCUAUUUUCAACCUGAUCAAUCAUUAUUUAAAUGGCGUACAAGUUUUCCCUGCAUUGGGGAACCAUGAUACCAUGUUCAGAUAUGCUGAGGUUGCUCCACGUAUUUACGUAAGCAAUGCUAGUUAUUAUUGGAAUGAAGAUUAUGUGACUGAUCUUUGGGUAAACAAUGGUUGGUUUGACAAAAAAGAUGCUGAUGCAAUCAAGACCCAUUAUACGGGAUAUUCAUUUACUACCAAAAGAGGAUUGAAAGUGAUUGGACUCAACUCCAAUUUUUAUUAUGGUGACAAUCUUUGGAGUUAUGGAGAAACUACCACCAAACCAGACAAGUUUGGUAUUUGGAAAUUUUUAAUUGAUGAAUUGGUUGAUAGUGAAUCCCAUGGUCAAAGAGUUUGGAUUUUGGCUCAUAUUCCUUCAAACAAUUACGAUGUUUUACCAAUUCAAUCACAUAUUUUUGCUGCCAUUGUCAAACGGUUUUCCCCUUACACUAUAGCCAAUUUGUUUUUUGGACACACUCAUAGAACACAAUAUUCUGUCUACUAUUCAACAAAUGACACCAGCAGGAUUGAAGAUGCCCUUACAGUGUCAUGGGUGAAUCCUUCUGUUACUCCAUAUACUAAUUUCAACCCUGGAUUUAGAUACUAUGAAGUUGAGAAUGAGAGUUUUAACAUUCGUAAUUCAUUUAGUUACUAUUUCGAUUUGAACGGGACAUUUACCAACAGUGGUAAUGAGCCAACAUGGAAAUUGGAAUACUCAGCCAGAGAAUCAUAUGACCCUAAGGGAACUUGGCCAAAAGACGCUCCUCUAAAUGGUACUUUCUGGCAUUCCUAUGUCUCCAAAUAUUUGUGGAAUACCACCGAUACCCAUUUCAACCAGAAAUUUAUGAAUAACAAGUACAGGCAAAGUCCACUUACUCCAAACUGUACCACUGCCAAAAACGCCCUUGACGACAAAUGUUACAACGACAACAAUUGUUUCCUUUACUUCUUAUCAGACGACAAUAUUCUUUGUCAAAAGGGGUAG